Symbiodinium pilosum is the source of this 3243-nucleotide messenger RNA. The record is from the annotation of a GenBank genome assembly. Lineage: Eukaryota; Dinophyceae; Suessiales; Symbiodiniaceae.
AUGUACAACUUACCUUGCUCCAGUUUAAAUGCCAAUUCACCAUUAGAAGAAACGUCCAUGGAUUUUGAACUCACUGAUCAACAACUGCUUAUUCAACAAAGCGUGUCCAGGCUGUGUGCCGACUAUCCGGAUGAGUACUGGUCGCAAAAGGAUAAGGAUCAUGAGUUCCCCUGGGAUUUUUACGAUGCCAUGGCUGCCGCAGGGUGGUUAGGUAUUGCCAUACCGGAAGCUUACGGCGGCAGUGGUCAGGGCAUCACCGAAGCAAGCCUUGUACUCGAGACCAUUGCAGCCAGCGGCGCUGCGAUGAAUGGGGCAACGCCUAUCCAUCUAUCGAUAUUCGGCAUGCAUCCUGUGGUGAAAUACGGCACGGAAGAGAUGAAGCAGAAGUAUCUGCCUGCGGUGGCCAGUGGUGAUCUGCAUGUUGCCUUCGGCGUCACCGAGCCCGAUGCAGGUACCGAUACCACAUCAAUCUCAACGUUUGCCAGGUUAGAUGGCGAUACUUACACGGUUAAAGGUCGCAAAGUCUGGACCACCAAGGCAUUACAGUCCCAGCGCGUACUUCUGCUGGUGCGAACCACCCCCAAAGAUCAGGUCGAACGGCGAACCGAUGGGUUAACUCUGUUGUUGGCUGAACUGCAGCGGCCGGAGGUGUCGAUAUCACCCAUCGAUAAACUGGGUCGAAAUGCAGUGGCAACCUGUGAGGUGGUGUAUGACAACCUGCCGGUACUGGUGACCGACCGGGUCGGCGAAGAAGGGAAAGGUUUCCGCUACAUUCUCGAUGGUUUAAAUGCGGAACGGAUACUGAUUGCAGCAGAAGCGUUAGGCAUCGGACGGGCAGCUCUGCGACGCGCUGUGAAUUAUGCUAACGAAAGAGUUGUGUUUGGUCGACCAAUCGGUAAGAACCAGGGUAUCGCGUUCCCAUUGGCGGAGGCCAGAAUGCGUCUGGACGCUGCGGAGCUGAUGAUCCGUAAAGCCAGCUGGAUGAUUGACCAGGGCCUGCCCUGUGGCGCUGAAGCCAAUAUGGCGAAGUGGCUGGCGGCGGAUGCUUCUUUUUUCGCGGCCGAUCGUGCCAUGCAGACUCACGGCGGGUUUGGCUAUGCCACUGAAUACCAUGUUGAACGCUACUGGCGUGAAGCGCGGCUGAUGAAAAUUGCUGGAGUUCAGGUUAUGGCCAGAGAGAUGCUUCUGUGUGCGUUUGACAUGAAUUGCGUAGGCCACCAAUCCCAGGGACUGUGGCGCCACCCGCGGGAUCAUUCUGCAGAUUUCAACACCAUGAAGUACUGGCAGGAUCUGGCUCGCACGUUAGAGCGAGGUUUGUUUGACGGUAUUUUCCUGGCUGACGUGACAGGUGUUUACGAUGUUUUUGGUGGGUCACCGGAUGCGGCUCUGCGCGCUGCCACCCAAGUGCCCACCAACGAUCCCUUUACCAUCGUGCCGGUCAUGGCGUCUGUGACAGAAAAUUUGUGCUUUGGCGUAACAGGUUCCAUCCCCUACGAGCCACCCUACAGUUUCGCAAGAAAAAUUUCGUCCCUUGAUCACCUCACUUCGGGACGUAUCGGCUGGAACAUUGUUACUGGUUAUCUUGAUAGUGCCGCUAAAGGGAUUGGUCAGGAUAAGAAAGAAGCGCACGACACCCGUUAUGACAUCGCGCAUGAGUAUAUGCAGGUGGUUUACGCCUUGUGGGAACGCAGCUGGGAAGAUGGGGCGGUUCUGCGGGACCGUACAAGUGGGGUCUUCACAGAUCCAGAUAAAGUUCACCGCAUCGAUCACGAUGGCAAAUACUUCAAGUUAAACGCGAUCCACUUAUGUGAACCAUCACCCCAGCGUACGCCUGUGCUUUUCCAGGCAGGCACAUCACCGAAGGGGCAGGCUUUUGCAGGCAAGCACGCGGAAUGUGUGUUUAUUGGGGGUCACAAUGCUGAGCAACAUGCCAGAUCUGUUGCCAGUCUGAGGGCACAGGCAACGGCGCAUGGUCGGGAUCCGAGCGACCUGAAAAUUUUCGGCGCAAUAACCGUAAUUGUUGCGCCAACGGACGCGCAAGCAGAAGAAAAACUGGCUGAUUAUAAAAGCUAUGGUCUCAACGAGGGUGCGCUUGCACUGCUUUCAGGCUGGACCGGAAUGGAUCUGUCUGAAUUGGAUAUGGAUGCCACCGUCCAACAGGUUGAAUCCGACGCUAUUCAAUCUGCCUUGUCCGCCCACGGUAGCGCGACGGUCAGAGAUUGGGCUGAGGACCUUACCGUUGGCGGCGCAGGUCCGAUCAUUACGGGUUCGCCGGAAACCAUUGCCAACAAGCUGGAACAAUGGUUUGCAGUGUCGGGUCUUGAUGGGUUCAAUCUUGCUUAUACAGUGAUGCCUGAGUCGGUAGAAGAAUUUGUAGAUCUUGUCAUCCCGGAGUUGCAGGUCGCUAUGUUGGCUACGACUGCGAUGGCUGCAUUUGCUGCCAAUUCAGUGCUGUGCCGUAUGGCACUGCGAGCAGAGUUGAUUGACCCUGCCUCUUUCACCACGCUGCGGCUGUUUGCAGGCACCCUUUGCCUGCUUUUCAUUGUUGCUGUUCGCAGCAAAAUGCGCGGAACAGAUUGGCGGCCUGCAAAACCCGUCUGGAAGUCUGUGUUGGCGCUUAGCGCCUACAUGCUGUGUUUCUCCUUUGCUUAUCAAUCGCUAAGCACAGGUAGCGGCGCGCUGCUUUUAUUCGGGUCUGUCCAGCUCAUCAUGAUCAGCACUGCGAUUAUUCGCGGCGAGCGCUUAUCAAUGCUUGCCUGGGUGGGGAUAUCCGUCGCAGGAAGCGGUCUGGUGUACCUCGUUUCGCCGGGAAUCCAAGCGCCCGAGCCGAUGUAUUCCGCACUUAUGUUGGUGGCCGGGCUGGCCUGGGGUGCGUACUCUCUUUUUGGUCUUCAGGGUGACGACCCAACAAGCGCUACGGCAAACAACUUUCUUUAUGCAACCCCUGUUGCGCUUCUCGUGAGCCUGAUAGACAGCAGCAAUAUGCAUUUAACCUGGCCAGGCGGGCUUUUUGCCCUAGCGUCGGGUGCGCUGGCGUCGGGUGCCGGAUACGCAAUCUGGUAUGCAGUCCUGCAACACAUCAAAGCAACAACCGCCGCAGUGAUGCAACUAUCCGUACCCGCUCUGGCGGCUCUGGGUGGCGUGCUGUUGCUGGCCGAACCGCUGACGCUUCGACUGGUACUCGCUACGGUUCUGACUCUGGGAGGCAUUGCGCUUUUCCUCAGGCAACAGCCGCGUGCCUGA